Plodia interpunctella (Indianmeal moth) is the source of this 3193-nucleotide messenger RNA. RefSeq names its product asteroid (gene ast). The transcript has a single exon. Lineage: Eukaryota; Metazoa; Arthropoda; Insecta; Lepidoptera; Pyralidae. The record is from RefSeq and is a predicted model, not a curated record. Bases 294 to 2489 code for a protein of 731 amino acids.
UAAAUAAAUGAAUCAAGAUAUUUGAUGAUAAUAUUGUAUUUCCAUGGAUUUCUUUUUGUUUGACAAUAAAGUUCUAUGAGUUUGACCAUUGGGAAACGUUCCGUAUUUAUUAAUUAGGUAUUUGGGUGGGAGAGCGAAAGACAGAAAGAGAGAGACACAAAAUAACCUUUAUUUGAUUUGGGUUUGAUAUUAUGUAAAUAACAUCAAAAAUGGUUUAAAUAUUUUUAUUUGCGAUGUAUUGAUUUGCUUAGCAUUUAAUUCUACAAUUCAGAAAGCAUAACCAUUUCCAGACCAUGGGCGUGAGAGGUUUAACAACGUAUGUAAACAAAAACCAAGAUGCCUUCUUGCAGCAAUUUUUCUUGUACGAAACAAACCUUGUAAUCGACGGGAACGGCCUAUGUGCCCAGCUCUAUCGCUCAUUAAAUUGUUUUUCUGCAUUUGGUGGUGACUACGAUAAAUUUGCUUCAUAUGUGAGGAAGUUCUUCAAAAGUAUCCGGAAAUGUAAUGUGUCCUCAUAUGUCAUAUUCGAUGGUAGCUAUGAACCCCGUAAAUUAAGAACUGUGUUCGGUAGAUUAAGGUCUAAGAUUAACGGAGCAUCUAGACUAGAUCCAGUGACUCAAGGAUGUUUACAUAUCUUUCCACUGCUUCUGAGAUAUGUGUUCAAAGAAAUUUUGAAAGAGUUUGAUAUCCCAUACACCAUAUGUGAGUUUGAAGCUGAUGAUGAGAUAGCUGCUAUGGCCAGGCACCUAAACUGCCCAGUAUUAAGCUAUGAUUCAGAUUUCUUCAUAUACAAUGUUAUGUAUAUACCGUUUAAUACUUUAGAACAUAAACCAAUGAUCAUCGAAGAUGAUGGAGUUAGUAAAUAUGCAUUGGAAUGCAGAAUAUAUAAAGUUGAAUUCCUUACAAAUAAUUUUGGAGGACUCGACGAGGAACUGUUACCACUGAUGGCUACGCUGCUUGGUAAUGAUUAUGUAGAAAAGAAGGUCUUCAGAAAAUUCUUCUCUCAACUAAAGUUACCAAAGAGCCGAAAAUGUAACAAUGAACAGCAGAGGAGUAUUCAUGGUAUAAUAAAAUGGUUGCAGAAUGAAUCAAUAGAUUCCGCCAUAGCUAAGAUAUUGGGCAGAUUAAAGAACAAUGAAAAGAAUAAAGUUUUAAAAAUAAUAAAGCAUAGUAUUGAUGGUUAUAAAAAUACAAGAUGUAGAUCUUUGAAAUACUUUAAUAUAAGUGAUGUUGAUCCUAGAUUAGAAACAAAUUUUCAGAUAUCUGAAACAUCUAUUAUUCCUGAAGAUGAUGAUGACAAUGUUUCUGAUGAAGAAAAUACUGAUACAUCAUCAGAUUCAAGUGAUAAUGAAAGUUGUGAAGAGUUUCAGGAUCCUGACCUUAUAACAGGGAUACCAAAUUGGUUUGCUGAUGGAGUGAGGAACCAUACUAUUCCACCGGCCUAUUUGAACCUCUUUACUCACCAUUUGCAUUUGUGUUCACCGCAGGCUGAAGAUUAUCAAGAUGAAGACUCAUUCAUGUGUGUUCUGCCUAUCUUAAGAUUUGCUUUCGAUAUCCUUACAGAUUUUUCUCAUGAAAAUUGUGUUUAUGUGCGCAGGGAAAAUUCUAGUUCAUACAAACGAAUGUUUUUGGGGAAAGAAUAUUCAAUUCCUAGACUUUUUGAUAAAUCAUUUUCAGAUUUGUCUGAAAAUGAACUGCAGUCGUAUUUUUAUAAUUUUUUUAACGUUAAGCUUCCAAAAUUAGACUUUGACGAUGUUAGACUGUUGCCGUCUGAUUUUCAAUUGUUUAUGCUAGCAAUUUUGUGGUGGGUGGCACAUUGUGAUGUCCCAAUAGCAAACAUUCACAGUUUGUUUAUUUGUUAUAUUAUGUUGGAUGUGAUUGACGAGAAAACUGGCAUUAUCAGAGGACAUAAAUAUUUUAGUAAUAAAUAUUCAAAGAAAAUUGAAGAAAUUAAAGUAACUAAUAAUACUCCAUUAAAGACAAAUGAUGAAGAGUUGUUUCUAAACAAAAAUAAGGUACAAUAUGAGGACAGUUUGGUAGCUGCAAAUGUUUUGUUGAAACAUUUUGAAAUAGCUGAUUCUAUUAGAAAAAAACCUAAAAGCUAUGAUGUGAAAAGGAUGCAUUUGUUUGCUCAAUUUCAGUGUUGUUUAUUACAAGUAAACUCUUUGAAUGACCUUUGUGGACGUCCUAUUGAAAGUACAAAGUAUCAUAAAUGUUUUAAUGGAACUUUUGCUUAUAAUAUUGCUAUGAAAUUAGACACUCAUUCGGAUCCUGGUAAUUUCAUUCAUUCUUAUCUCAGUGGUGCUCAUACUGUUUUAAAAUUUUAUAAAAGUGUAUGUGUUAUUUUUGAAAAUAUUUCAAAGGAAAUGUGUUUGACUACAAGUAAAUAUACAGGAAAGAAAUCUAGAAGGAAAAAGAAGAAGAAGUAUGAAGUUGAUGAUCCUAAUUCAUUUCUGGUCCAAGGCUUUGAGUCGAAUGUUACAUUAUAGAAGUUAUAUUUUAAGAUUAUUUUUACGUUUGGCUUUUUUAUAAUUCUCGUUUUGCCCAUAGUGCGAAAAAAUAGCUUGGGAUUGUUACAAAUAAUAUAAAAAUAUCAAUAAAUAAAAUCAUUUAAUAUCAAUAAUAUAUUUAAUUAUUUGUUCUUUUUCACGCGACCAUUAGCGUAAGGAUUGUUGCUUUUUUUAGCCACAGCGGAAUUAAUUUUUUCCCCAAAAAUGUAAAAGCCCGCAGCGACAGCCGUACUGCUUGCGAAAUAAACCACCCUUUGGGGAAGAUUUAGCACCUCAAAAAUAGGGUAAACCCACAUUCCAGUCCGUUCACGUAAAAUAUGCAGCCAAACAACGUAACUCAAGGUAUACGUUACAGUGAGAAAAAUGCCGAAUUUUCUAGAAGGAUAGGUCUUGUUCGUUACAAAUAGUUCUAUAAACAUGAAAAUUGCUAUUAAAGUGUGCAAAGUAUGGUUAAACCACACGGGGAAGAUUUUUUCAAUGUGUUCUGGGAACACUAAAUUCUUGUCUAUGGCGUAAAUUCCCCAGAAUGCAAUGGAGACGUAUAGUGCUACUGGAAAUGCUAAACUGAACAUUAAGUCUUUUAUGGAGCGAAUUAGUGGAGUCUUUUUAGGCGCAAGCGCUGUUGCGUUUGUCCCGAGGAUGUCGUUCAGCAAGGAGACGGUGAAAUACAGCGUUUGUAGAAU